Messenger RNA from Verruconis gallopava, 828 nucleotides. RefSeq lists its product as uncharacterized. The transcript has 2 exons. Gene Ontology annotation, molecular function: metal ion binding. Bases 1 to 828 code for a protein of 275 amino acids. The record is from RefSeq and is a predicted model, not a curated record. Gene Ontology annotation, biological process: superoxide metabolic process. Lineage: Eukaryota; Fungi; Ascomycota; Dothideomycetes; Venturiales; Sympoventuriaceae.
AUGCGCAUACACGCUAUACUGUUCGUUAGCGCGACGACAAUUUAUGCUCAAACCACUAAUUUCACUACUGGCCAACUUGGCGAUGCACUGCGAUAUGUAGAUAAUCCUCAGGGCGCAGCGUAUCGAGCUAUAGCCACCGAGAACCCGUACAACAUCACUGCUAUGAUCACGGCUGUAUCAGCUGGAGAGAGCGGCACAGAAUUUGCCGUUCAGUUCGACAAUUUGCCCGCUGAAGGCGGUCCUUUUCUUUACCAUAUUCACGCGAUGCCGGUCUCGUCAAAUGGCAACUGCAGCUCGACGCUUGCACAUCUUGAUCCAUAUAUUCGAGGAGAGACUCCGCCCUGCGACCCAAAUCUUCCUGAGACAUGCCAGGUCGGUGAUCUCAGCGGCAAACAUGGUACUGCCAAUGGUACGAGCUUCAAUGCUUCAUUUACGGAUCCGUACGUGUCGCUGAAAGAAGGGGUGGGCGCGUUCUUCGGCAAUCGCUCGUUCGUCCUUCACUUCGCGAACACCUCGCGCAUCGCAUGCGGAAAUUUCUCAGCACUCAGCGAAACAAGCUUGCCUGGAGGAUAUGGGUCCGCAUCCGCAGCAGCUUCGUCUACAGUUGCUGCAAAUGCUACCUCAGUCCUGUCAGAAGCUGUCUCCUCGAUCAGCACUGCUUCGGCCAACGCGACCUCCCUUGCAGGUACGAAGACAAAUUCGGUCGCAUCGACAUCCACAUCGUCUGGUCUUCCUGAGACAGUCGGCACCAACGAUGCUUCGCAACCUGAAAAGGUAUCGGCUUGGAAACUCUUAGCAUGUUUUGUUGCCUUCUGGGGCUUAGUCUGA